GGAGCACAUCUGUGAUCUCUUGUCCAGUUUGGAGUUUGGAGUAGGCAGCACUUCAUGAGACUCAUAAAUGAAGCUGCCAGUGGAAGUGAAAUUGAGGGGGCGGUGGGAGGGCGAAGAGCUUAAAGCCUGAAGUUCUGCUGUGAAUCUAGACUGUUCAGCGCCAUGGCCCGGGAGGAGCUGGGCUACGACCGGAUGCCCCCACUGGAGCGCGGGCGGCCGGAUGCGGGGAGCUACGCCCCGGACACCAAGCCCAGUGACCUUCAGCUGUCUUCCAGGCUGCCCCCGUGCUUCAGCCACAAGACGUGGGUCUUCUCCGUGCUGAUGGGGAGCUGCCUGCUUGUGACCUCGGGCUUUUCCCUCUACCUGGGAAACGUGUUUCCUUUGGAGAUGGAUUACCUACGCUGUGCUGCAGGUUCAUGCAUCCCCUCAGCCAUAGUGAGCUUUGCUGUCUGGAGGAGAAACGUCAGCGCGAUUCCCAACUUCCAGAUACUGUUUGUGUCCACGUUUGCUGUCACCACGACGUGUUUGAUCUGGUUUGGAUGCAAACUUGUACUGAACCCGUCAGCAGUAGAUAUCAAUUUCAAUCUGAUUCUGCUGCUUCUGCUGGAGCUUUUCAUGGCAGCCACGGUGAUCAUCUCUGCGCGGUCCAGCGAGGCGCACUGCAAGCAGAAGGGCUCCAUCUCCGAGAGCACCAACAUUCUGUAUGAAGUGACAUUUCCUGCUCGGGUCCUGAAAUCCUAUUCUGUCAUCGAGGUGAUCGCCGGUGUCUCCGCCAUCCUUGGAGGGGUCAUCGCUCUGAACGUGGAUGACGCCAUCUCAGGCCCGCACCUUUCGGUGACGUUCUUUUGGAUCUUAGUGGCCUGUUUUCCAAGUGCCAUUGCCAGUCAUGUGACGGCAGAGUGUCCCAGCAGAUCUCUGGUGGAGGUGCUGAUAGCCAUCUGCAGCCUCGCGGCCCCGCUGCUGUUCACGGCCUCGGGGUACCUGUCCUUCAGCGUAAUGAGAAUCAUGGACGUCUUUAAAGAUUACCCGCCAGACUUCAAGUCCUACGACGCGCUUCUGCUGCUACUGAUGCUGGAGCUGCUGCUGCAGGCGGGCCUCAACACGGCCACGGUCAUCCAGUGCGUGCGCUUCAAGGCGGGCGCAUCCUGGGACGCCGCACAGACCGGCCCGCAGGGACGCCCGGCGGGAGAGUCACAGGUGUCCAGAAGCCCCCUGAAGGAGUUUGACAAGGAGAAAGCGUGGAGAGCCGUCAUGGUGCAAAUGGCCCAGUGACUGCGGACCCAGCCUGUUAACUUAACGCACAGACGCUAGUCGUCCCUGAGCCGCGACCUUCCAACUCGCCCCUCCCCUUUCGUAGGGCAGGCUGGGCUGCAACGUGGAGUUUUCAUUUCUUAUGGUAGUUUAAAUUUGAAAUAGGCAAACAUUGACUAUUUUGCGCUGACUGGGGGGGAUGGAAUCAGUUCAGUGCUCCGGAGGUGGCCUAACCACAGGAGCAGUGGCACGGGGCCCCCAGGUGAAGGAGGGGCCCACGCUAGAGCUGAAUUCUCCAGGCGCUGACAUUUGGGCAACCACGGGUCUCUGAGCUCCCGGUCCGACCAGUGACCGGCUGCCGGUGUCUGCUCCUCCAAACCUCGCCCCGCCUUCCUGACCUGCUUUUGUUGAGCACCUACUGUCCGCAGCCAGCAGACACACCUCGCUAAGCCGUGCGUGGAUCUCACCCAUUUCGGCCCUUCUCUUCUUGGGGGCCCAGCCCGCUGAGUGAGCAUGGAUUCCUUGACGAGGGCAGAGCUGCUUCCGCCCUGUCUCGAGAGCCCGUGGAGCUACUUCCCCCAGAGCCGGGGGUGCAGGGCAGCCCCCACCCCCAAUGCGCAGCCUUCCCCACGUGAAACCCACCUGCCUGCGUUUCUGCUCUCUCUAUACUUAAACCCAGUCUUUCCGGAAGGGCCCCCGUUCAGUGGCGCUGGUCCAUGCACGGGUGUCCUACACGGCCAGUGGAGACCCAGCUCAGCAGCAGUCAGCCUGCACCCGUCCCGAGCCCUCUGUCAACAACACUGGGGCCGCUCAGUGUUCUCUGGGGUAAGGCCCUUGUCCAAGGCUCUGAAAACUGACAGCUCACAUCUCCACGUCUCGGUGGCCUCCGUGUCCCGGGCGGGCCAGGAAGACAAAUGCCUUGGUCAGGCCCCCAGACAAGCACGGGGGCAGCAAGGUGGCUCUCACCUGCACACAAGCAGCCCCCACCCAGCCGCAGCCCACGGGGCCACCUCCCCUUCCUGCAGCUCCCCAGCCUGGACGGGAGCCAAGGGGACAGUGCAGGUGUGGCUGAUGUCUCCUGGGGGUCCAGAAAGUCUGAGUCUUAGAGCUGGAAUGAGGUGCCUGGGGGCUUAACACAGGCCUGCACUUUCUUAUUUCAGAGAGAGCUUGAAAAAUCCACACAAAUGGGGUUUUAAAAGUGUAUAGUCCUGUCUCUGUCAAUUUACAUUUUUGUGUGAUAUAGUUUAAUACUGCCUGAGCAAUAAAUGCUAACAUGUCAA
Molecule: messenger RNA, 2531 nt
Organism: Delphinapterus leucas (beluga whale)
Lineage: Eukaryota; Metazoa; Chordata; Mammalia; Artiodactyla; Monodontidae
Source: RefSeq, a predicted model, not a curated record